This is a messenger RNA of Funneliformis geosporum, 621 nucleotides long. NCBI's taxonomy places the organism in Eukaryota, Fungi, Glomeromycota, Glomeromycetes, Glomerales, Glomeraceae. The record is from the annotation of a GenBank genome assembly.
AUGAACAGGAGAGGAGGUAGAAACUCGAUAAGUUCGUUAUAUAGUUCACGAGAAAGUUCCACAUGUUCUACGAGUUCUACGCGUUCAAAUAAAAGUAUAAGAAACUUUUCAGAACAAUAUAGAGAUGUAACACCAAAUUUCAGCACAACGACGGCAGAUUCAUCAUCCGAUGAUGAAAUUGCUAAAGAAGAUGAUUCUUACAGUCCUUACUUAAAAAAAGAAUCGUCCCCGUUUCCAUCAGUAUAUCAACCACCACCUUUGGUAGUUGUGCCUCAACGGUCACAACCUCAGGUAUCAACAGAAACUCCAGCUUCAGAUAAUACGACGCCUGAAGAUUCUAAUAAUCAAUUUCGUAGAGGGAAAAGACGUCACUUCUGGACUCCUUUGGAAUUAAGAGCGUUGGAGACCGGUAUGAAUGAAUUUGGCACUCAAUGGGCAAAAAUCUUGAGAAUAUACGGUGGAACUCAUGGACCGUUAAGAAAUCGAAGUUCUGUUCAGCUCAAAGAUAAGGCGAGAAAUGAGAAGUUAAAAAGAAUCAAGUAUAACCUUGAUUUGGGUAUAUUUCGCAUUGCAACUGGUGGCGAUGAUAUCUCUGAUGGCGAAUUAGAGGAUGAUGACUAA